CAGGCGCUCGCCGCGAGCGGUGUGAUUCCAGGCGGAGGAGGAGGAGGAGGAGGAGGAGGGGUAACAACACCCUCGUCCCUUCCCGCCGGUGCUGCGCGCCAUCGCCCCCACCCCAACGGCCCGCACCCGCACCAACACCAACAACACCAUCCCGCAUAUCAGCAGCAACAGCACAACCCGGCGUGGCCGGCUCAGCCGUAUCCGUCGUCGUACGCGAUGCAGCAGAACAUGAGCGCCCCGUCGGGCGGGCCGUACAGGGUCCGCAAGGGCUCGGUCGGCAUGGCCGCCGCCGCCGCCGCCCAGCCGUACGCGCGCCACGCGAGCCGCCGGUCGGACGGGAACAUCGUCGGCCCCGAUCUGCUGGGAAACGUCGUCGUCGUCGGCUCGCCGUACGCGGACCACAACAACCACAACGGCGGCGGUGGCUUUGGACCGCACUCCCGGCGCUCCUCGUCCGGGGACGAUGGAGGCGGCGGCGGGUUUCAUCCCGGCUCGGUGCCGGGGAGCUUCGACCACUAUCGGGGUACCGGCGGCGGCGAUCGGCCGCCGGCGGGCGUGCACCCGAGUUUGUGGAUGUCGCCCGCGUCGUCCGCGAGCCCGAGCCUCGCGGCGUCGCCCGUCACGGGGCCUUACGGAUCCGUGAACGCGCUCAUGAUGUCGCAGCAGCAGCAGCAGCCACGCUCGCACUCGGACGGGAACGGCAACACGCCAACACACAACGGCGCUGGCGGUGCGUCCUCUCCCGUCGCUUCUUCUUUACGCGGCGGUCGUCAUGCUCAGAGCGGAUCGUCGAACGGCGCCGCUGCUACUACAGACUCCACGUCGUCCAGCUACCCCGUCACGCCGAUCGACCCGAAGCAGUCGCCGCUCUUUCCCGACGUGUCCGCGGACGCGCUGCUCGGCGCCGGCGGCGGCGGCGGCUUGCUGCUCGGCGCGGGCGGAUCGCCGCCGGAGUUGCUGCAGGAGAUCUCGGACGCGGAUCUGGAGGGGAUCGAUCCGGAGCAGCUGGCGCAGGACGAUCCGGCGACGGCGCAGGCGCUCAAGAUGUACCGCGCGGGGAUGACGCCGCAGAUGGAUAAUUUGACGUGGAGGAUGAAGGCGCUCGCGCUGAAGAGGAAGAAGGAGGACGAGGUGAAGAUGAUGGCGUAUAUCGCGGAGGGUGGGGUGGGAGGAGGAGCGGGGGGUGGGGAGGGAGAGAAGCAGCAGCAGCAGCAGCAGCAGCAGGCGGAUGGGGAGGAGAAGGAGGAAGUGCAGGUGAAGACGGAGUCGGAGGGGUCGGACGGUGCUAGGGGCCGGACGAUGAGCAAGGGCAAGGGCAAAGUGAGCAUCGUCGGCUUUGAUGGCAAGAACCAGGACGGGGAUGACGACGUCGAGGACAGGAUGGACUGGAGGACGAUCAGCCGCUCGCGUUCGCGCGUGCCGAUGGACUGGAAGUCGUCCUCGCGCUCGCGCUCGCGCGCUCCCGGCGCCAAAAUGUUCGACGAGCCCGGCACUUUCCACUUCCCGACCGACGGCGAGGCGACGGUCAAGAUCGAGGAGACGCAGUUCCAGUUCCCGCUCCUGGACGGCGGCGACGCGGGCACGUCGCCGCCCGCGAUCCCUAUCGGCCGACGGAGCCCGGCCCACACGCUCUCCCUCCACGGCGACCUGCACACCGUGUACGAGGGCGGAGAGAGCCUGCACGACAUCGUCGGCCCGUCGCCGCACCAGCAGCACCAGCAGCACCCGCAGCAGCAACACCACCACGCCCGCUUCUCGCAGCCGUACGUCGGCAGCUUGCCCACCUACGGCACGCACUUUGGCGCGCACCCGUCGUCGCUGCCCGCGCACGGCUUCCACGGCCCGCUCCGGAUGCCCGCGCACGCGCACCACGUGAACGUGAAGAUGGAGCCGGCGGCGCUGGCGUUCCCGCGCCACGUGCGCAAGACGAGCUUUGACCAUACCGUCGCGCGCGAGGGCAUCUUCCAGGGCGUGACGGGCAGGCACCAGGUCGACGGGAAGCCGCGGUCGCCGGAUAGCUUGGUGGGCACGAAGCGACCCGCGGACGCGCCGCAUGCGGAGAGCAUGCUGCGCGGCGAUCUGCCGGAGAUGACGAUCGACACGAACGUGCCGAGCGAGCAUCAGCAUCAACAGCAGCACCAGCAGCAGCAGCAGCAGCAGGAGAGGCAGAGCCCGUUCCCGAGCUCGUCGUUCAAUUUUUCGUUUCCGACCCCGGAGAGUUAUGCGUAUGGGCUCGCGGUCGGUGGUGGUGGUGGAGGAGGGGGGGAGGCCUCGCCGCAGACGGAUUUCAGCUCGAUGUUGCCGACGCCGGAGGAUGGAAGGCCGGGCGCGGGCGCGAUGCUGUCGCACUCGUUGCCGUAUUCGCCGCUGAGCGGGUCGCCGCGGAUCGCGCACGACGGGCUGUCGGUCGCGGCGGCGAACGCGUCGGCGGUGAUCGGCGACAAUUACGCGUCGCUCGGGUCGGUGGAGGAUUACCAGCAGAUGAUGAACUUUGUUUAUCCGUACGGAGGAGGUGGGGGAGGGGGAGGGGAGCCGCCGUAUACGCACGUGGAUCCGACGCAGAUAUUGACGCAUGCGAGUUUUCAUGCGAGCCCGGGGAGCGACGGGUGGGGUCCGAGCGUCGCGUCGAGCGCGACGGCGAGUCCGGAGCCGUAUACGAGUAACGGGUCGACGCCGCCGUCGGCGGCGGAGGGGUCGUCGUCUGCGAACGUGUCGCGCAAUAAUUCGAGCCGGAGGGUCGCGCCGGCGAGGCACUCGGAAGGGGGAGGGGGAGGGGGAGGGGGGCCGGCGAGGGGCGGCGCGACGAGGAAGAAGUCGGCGCCGACGGUGAGCUUGAACGGGUCGAGCGAGCUGAGGAGUUCGACGAGUACGCCGGAUUAUGCGACGGCGAGGGGAGGGGGCGGGGGUGGGAGCGGGGGUGGGGGCGCGGGCGGGAGUAAAGGGGGCGAGGACGAGCCGCCGCCGACGGUGUGUACGAAUUGUCAGACGACGAAUACGCCGCUGUGGAGGCGGGAUCCGUCUGGUCAGCCGCUGUGUAACGCAUGUGGUCUGUUCUAUAAACUGCACGGUGUCGUGCGCCCACUCUCUUUGAAGACCGACGUCAUAAAGAAACGAAACAGAGCAUCUGGCGCCCCGCAAAGCGCGACGACCCGCAAAGCCGCGAACGGGUUACCCAAGGUACCCGCAGGCACGAGACCGCGGUCGGCGACGACGGGCAACGCGCCCAUCUCGCUGCCUGGACGACCUCCGGCGGGGAUACCGAUCGCUAUGAAGCGACAACGACGGACUUCCAAUGCGGUCCCCCCGCCGUCUUCCUACAAGACGGACGAUACCGCGGUAUAACACCCCCCCCCCCCCACCGCAAGUCCCCCCACCCCUACCCCCCUUCCUUGUUCUCCACCACAAAUCAAUGUGUAACAGUGUGCAUGCUUUCCACCUGGUGUAUUUGUCUGCCCUUGACGUCUUUUUUUCUGUUUCUUCCCUUCCUCAUCCCCCUGGGGCCGCCGCUAUAUGCUUGCCAACCAUGCAUCCACUCCCUUGUCUUUGCUUUAAUGAUGUUGUGGUUGUGUACGACCAACACGAACCGAUAGAGUAGCCAGUUAGAGAUGUAACACGGGCGGGUGACAAUC
This is a messenger RNA of Punctularia strigosozonata HHB-11173 SS5, 3629 nucleotides long. RefSeq lists its product as uncharacterized. The transcript is spliced from 5 exons. The coding region runs from base 217 to 3342 and encodes 1041 amino acids. NCBI's taxonomy places the organism in Eukaryota, Fungi, Basidiomycota, Agaricomycetes, Corticiales, Punctulariaceae. Gene Ontology annotation, biological process: positive regulation of transcription by RNA polymerase II; negative regulation of transcription by RNA polymerase II. Gene Ontology annotation, molecular function: zinc ion binding; DNA-binding transcription factor activity, RNA polymerase II-specific; RNA polymerase II cis-regulatory region sequence-specific DNA binding. The record is from RefSeq and is a predicted model, not a curated record.